Molecule: messenger RNA, 2174 nt
Organism: Salarias fasciatus (jewelled blenny)
Lineage: Eukaryota; Metazoa; Chordata; Actinopteri; Blenniiformes; Blenniidae
Gene: gorasp2
Product: golgi reassembly stacking protein 2
Exons: 10
Coding region: 108-1421 (437 amino acids)
Biological process (GO): Golgi organization
Cellular component (GO): Golgi apparatus
Molecular function (GO): protein binding
Source: RefSeq, a predicted model, not a curated record
CUAGUCGUCUGGCGACGUGUACCCGGUGUGUGGCGUUCAGGUAACUCUGCUCUCCGGAGGGACGACCGGCCGCCAAAACACCCGAAGGGCUGCAGAGGAGCGACGGCAUGGGGGGCUCGCAGAGCGUGGAGAUACCGGGAGGAGGCUCCGAGGGCUACCACGUCCUCCGGGUUCAGGAGAACUCGCCUGGACACCGAGCAGGACUGGAGCCUUUCUUUGACUUCAUCGUCUCCAUCAACAACACCAGACUGAAUAAGGACAAUGACACUUUGAAGGACUUGCUGAAGGCCAGCGUGGAGAAACCAGUCAAGAUGCUGGUUUACUCCUCCAAGACCCUGGAGCUGCGGGAGUCCACGGUCACGCCCAGCACCAUGUGGGGCGGCCAGGGCUUGCUCGGUGUCUCGAUUCGCUUCUGCAGUUUCGAGGGAGCCAAUGAAAACGUUUGGCAUGUGCUGGAGGUGGAACCCAACUCUCCAGCGGCCCUCGCGGGCCUGCGGCCGCACACGGACUACAUCAUCGGAGCAGACACCGUCAUGAACGAGUCGGAGGACCUUUUCUCCCUGAUCGAGAGCCACGAGGGGAAGGGCCUGAAGCUCUACGUCUACAACACCGACACCGACAACUGCCGGGAGGUGGUCAUCACUCCCAACAGCGCCUGGGGAGGAGAGGGCAGUCUCGGCUGUGGGAUCGGAUACGGUUACCUCCACAGGAUUCCCACCCGGCCGUUUGAGGAAGGGAAGAAGAUCGUCUUCCCCGGAAACUCGUGCAGCGAGCCCGUCAGUCCACUGAAGGACGGAUUCACAGAGGUGCAGCUCUCAGCGGUGACGCCGCCUCCGUCUGCCCCCGUCCUCCCCUCUGGCCUCGAAGACUCCCUGGCGAAGCUGUCGAUGGGCCCCGCCGUGCCCGCCGAGCUGCAGACGGGUCUGCCCACCGUCCCACUGCUCCCCUCCUCCGCCGCCCCGUCCCUCUCGCCCCUCACUCCGCUGAAUCCGGCCACCGACGGCUUCACCCCGGCCACCACGAUACCAGGCCUGAUGCCCCUCCCAGCCAGAUUACCUCCACUCGCCAACCUCCCCAACCUGAACCUGCCCCUCCCAGACCUCAGUGCCGUGUCGCUAGCCGGCGCCGGUGCCGGCAUGCUGCCGCCAGCAGUGGGAGCAGCAGUUCCUCCUCUGGCUUCACUCCCGCCUCUCAGCCUGACCGGUCUGCCGUUGCCCCCUCUGCCGGCCAUGCUGCCCUCCCAGUUGGCCCCCCUCCUCCCUCAGGGGGCGGAGCCCCUCCUGCCCGCCGCCGCCCCCCAGGCGUCGGUCACAGUCACGGCGGAGGCCGAGGACCCCGCCGCCGCAGCCCCGACCGAAGCGGUCUCCACAAACGCCGGCGACUCGGCGGCCGCGACGGAAACGUCGCUAACGUCUUCCUAACGCGGGGAGAGAAGAGUCCUCUGGCCACCAAGCUAAACACCCCCGGUUUCUCUUCCCCCAUCUGUCUUUCCGUUUCGUUUGUAUUUAUUUGGCCCAGAGGGACAGUCAGACAGAUCGUCAGGCCAGAGGUCAGCGUGCUGGGAGGCAGGACGGACCUGCCUGAGGAAGACGAGCUCCGCUCUGCAGACCGUCCCGGAUAAACCCCUCUGAUCUGGAAGCGCUUCGGUUUCCUCCGUGCGUGAAGCCGCCGGCCGAUAAACUGAAGCGAUAGAAGCUCCCUGGUCAAACAGGAGCAGAACGUGUGACCUCUUAUUCCAACGUAGAAGUCUCUUCAUGGUCGAACUGGAAGACGUCGGGAUGCGCUUCUGUGUUAGGAGUUAAAUUCUUCCUGGUUAACCUUUUUUUUCCGGUUUUUUUUUUUUUAAGCUUUAACAUGUAAGUUUUUCAUUAUUAGCACGUAGCCCUGCGCUGACCAGUAGAUUGAUUUCACUGUAUGGAUUUCUGUUGAAGUUAGCGUAUGAGUGUUUCCACCCAAUGAAUGAGUUGACAUUAUUUUGCACCUUCUUGUGUUUUUGAAAGGAUUAGUCCCUUUAUACGUCUCUUCUGAACAGCAGCCAGGCGAGGCGGAGGCCGUCUGAGCUGCUUGCUGCUGUGGCCGCCAGGUUCUCAGAUACAGAGCACAUCUUCGGCAGUGGAAGUGAAGCGGUGUCAGUAACAGAAUGCACAGUGAGAGCAAUAAAGCCAAAUGACUUU